Telopea speciosissima is the source of this 884-nucleotide messenger RNA. RefSeq names its product V-type proton ATPase 16 kDa proteolipid subunit. Gene Ontology annotation, molecular function: proton-transporting ATPase activity, rotational mechanism. The transcript has 3 exons. The coding region runs from base 123 to 620 and encodes 165 amino acids. Gene Ontology annotation, biological process: proton transmembrane transport. Gene Ontology annotation, cellular component: proton-transporting V-type ATPase, V0 domain. The record is from RefSeq and is a predicted model, not a curated record. NCBI's taxonomy places the organism in Eukaryota, Viridiplantae, Streptophyta, Magnoliopsida, Proteales, Proteaceae.
UCUUCUCGAAGAGGAAACAAAAAAAAUCAGAACCAGAAGAAGAAAAGGAAGAGGAACAGAGCAGAAGGGAGAAACAAUUCGAGUCUCUGAUUAGUUUUAGGGUUCUUCAGAUCUCUGCAGAAAUGUCUUCAACUUUCAGCGGAGAUGAAACUGCUCCCUUCUUCGGCUUCCUCGGAGCCGCUGCAGCUCUCGUCUUCUCCUGCAUGGGUGCUGCAUAUGGUACUGCGAAGAGUGGCGUCGGUGUUGCAUCCAUGGGUGUGAUGCGGCCUGAGCUUGUUAUGAAAUCGAUCGUUCCAGUUGUUAUGGCUGGAGUUUUGGGUAUUUAUGGUUUGAUUAUUGCUGUUAUUAUCAGUACAGGAAUAAACCCCAAGGCAAAGUCCUACUAUCUGUUUGAUGGGUAUGCUCACUUGUCGUCCGGUCUGGCUUGUGGCCUUGCUGGGCUCUCUGCUGGAAUGGCGAUCGGGAUUGUUGGUGAUGCUGGAGUCCGGGCCAAUGCACAACAGCCAAAGCUUUUUGUUGGAAUGAUCCUCAUCCUCAUUUUUGCGGAAGCGCUUGCCCUCUAUGGUCUUAUUGUGGGUAUCAUUCUCUCCUCCCGAGCAGGCCAAUCCCGGGCAGACUGAAGAUCGCAAAGCACUGGCUAUCUUGAAGCCCUUCCUGUCAUAAUUAAAUGGUGGAGGGAAAGAACUACAGGAUUCAGAUGAUCUUUGAUUUAUUAUUCAUUUGUGAUAAAACCAAGUUGAAAGACUUGUAUAUGUGGUCUCAAAUUAAACUAAUUUUUUUUAAAGUUUUUGGCUUCGGGAUAUAAUGUUACCACUUUCUGAUUGUUGGUACUAUACUACUAUCUACUGGUGACAUAUCCAUCAUUCCAUUCCCAUUUGACCGCU